AUAGGUUUUAUAAAUACGGCCGACCUACUUCUUAAUACGCUUAGUAAUAACGAGCUAGAGGUAGGAGGGUACUUAAUAUAUAACAUAAAUAAGGACCUAUUUAAUAACGAGGGCGACGAGUCUUAUCGUUUUAAUAUAUCUAACGUUAAAUCUAGCGAAGACUUAGACCUAUUAAAAAGAGGGCAGUUAGAUAACGAUUAUAAUAAUUUAGACAUUUUAAACAAAAGUUACGGGCCUAGUAUAAAAGAAGAUAAUAGUAAUAUAGAGUAG
Colletotrichum lupini is the source of this 270-nucleotide messenger RNA. RefSeq lists its product as uncharacterized. The transcript has a single exon. The annotation marks the transcript as partial. The record is from RefSeq and is a predicted model, not a curated record. Lineage: Eukaryota; Fungi; Ascomycota; Sordariomycetes; Glomerellales; Glomerellaceae.